Laetiporus sulphureus 93-53 is the source of this 729-nucleotide messenger RNA. RefSeq lists its product as uncharacterized. Bases 1 to 729 code for a protein of 242 amino acids. Gene Ontology annotation, molecular function: NADH dehydrogenase activity. Lineage: Eukaryota; Fungi; Basidiomycota; Agaricomycetes; Polyporales; Laetiporaceae. The record is from RefSeq and is a predicted model, not a curated record. The transcript has 6 exons.
AUGUUUGCUGCAAAGCGCCUCCUCCGCCCCCUUCCUAUUCGCAGGACUCUGUCUACCACAUCAUGUAUACGGUCAGACGCACUCUUUGUGCAUCGGGACACACCAUACAACAACCCUAAGAUACCGUUCGAAUUUUCCACGGAGAACAUGAAACGCGCAGAAGAGAUCAUCUCGCACUACCCGCCACAGUACAAGAAGGCCGCCGUCAUCCCGCUACUCGACCUUGGCCAGCGCCAGAACAAGGGCUGGACAAGCAUCAGCGUCAUGAAUUACGUCGCGAAGCUCCUCGAGAUGCCGCCCAUGCGCGUGUACGAAGUCGCCACCUUCUACACCAUGUUCAACCGGGAACCGAUCGGCCAGAAUUUUGUUCAGGUGUGCACGACGACGCCGUGCAUGCUGCGCGGCUCGUAUGAGAUCCUCGAUACCGUCUGUCAAACGCUUGGCGGAAUCAAACCCGGCAUGACGACCAAGGACGGAAAGUUCACCGUUAUCGAGGUCGAGUGCCAGGGUGCGUGCAGCAAUGCGCCAAUGAUGGUGGUGAACGAUGACUUCUACGAGGAUCUCACUCCCGAGACAACUAAGAAGGUGCUGCAGGCUUUCGCCAAGGGCCAGAAGCCAAAGUCCGGCCCACAGGGCGGCCGGCAUACGAGCGAGAACUCUGCUGGCCUGACCGCCCUCUCGUCCAAGCCAUACGGUCCGGGAGAGUUCUGCUCGCCAGAGUUUGCAUAG